AUGGAUUUACACCGUCUACCACGUGAGACCUUGUUGCAGAUCGUGGGUUAUCUUGCGGAUUCACAUCGACCAAGUCUUUACGCAUUCGCACUGGCCAGUAAAUCUUGCUAUAUCUCUGCAACUGUAUUCAUUUUCCGCCAUAUCCACCUCGCCCUUCGCAAUCCGGGGGAGCUGCAGCACGAUGUUGAUGCGCUUCUUGAGGCUCUCUCGCGAACAGACUCCUACCGCCACGUCUCUGCUCUCAGUCUCAAGGGAUGCCUUGAUGUCAAGAAACCAAUCAGCACACAUCCAGGGUUCGAUAGCAUUGAUCCUCUAGGCUGGUGGAAGAGUACGCUUGUGGAGGAACCUCGCAUCAACACUCUGUUGCCGAACACUGAGCCCAUUCAUCGAGGAGAGUUCAUUCAUGAUGACGAACGAUAUAAUGACCGAUCCUCUAAGGAUUAUACAGCAUGGGCCCCAAUCAUCAGCUUGAUCAAAACCCUACCGUCUUUAGCCAAGCUAGUUUACGAUUGCCCAGAUCAAUUUCCGCCUAGCCUGCUGGAUGCCCUUCACAGCCAUCAUCCCCGAUGCAGGCUUCACCACUUGAAACUCCGGCUACAGACCCCAUCAUGGGACCAUCCCGACCCUCACGAAAUGGCUCUAGCCACAUCGCCGUGCCUUCAUGGCGCCAGACUCUACUGCGCCUGGCGAGACUCGGAAGGGGUGGAGGAUUUCAGUCAAGAGGCCAUGAUGGAGCUUGUUGCCGGCCUGGCCCCCAACCUCAAGGAGGUUGCUGUAACAAAAUUCAGGCCGCCAGGAGCAGACAGAUAUACCCACCAGCGAGGGAAGUGGAAAGGCCUUGCCGGUUUCCCCUCCGGCAGUGGAAAUCUGGGGUCUCUGGCCUCCCUGUCCCUCCUGGGAACGGUGUACCUUCUCUCACCCACCCUUCUUCAGACUUGGUCCGGAUUCACAGACUUCAGCUGCCUCCGCUAUCUUGCGCUCGGGGGUGAAGGCGCGGGCUGGAGUCGGGAUCACGUCAACGGGGUGAAUGGCGAGGUGAUGGCGUGGAUGGCCCAUGAUUGCUCCUUCACUCAGUUGAAAGUCCUUCGCCUCGUACUAGAGCGCGAUACUGAUGACACCCAAAGGGCCAAUUACGGCGACAAUGCAGUUCUCUUCUUCACAUCCCUGGGGCCUCUGGAAGAGCUUUCGGUAACAGGGCCGCUCGAGCCCAAGAUUCUAAAAGCCAUCAUACACCAGCAUGGGCCGACUUUGGAAAAGCUGGGCCUUCAUUCGUUAGAGGACGCAUCUGGAGAUGACCCUGCCCAAGUCUCUCGACACGAAAUACCCAUGAUAUUCACCAAGGAACAUAUCCAAGAAAUACAUACCCAGUGUCCAAUAUUAGAGGAGCUGGCUAUCCCAGUCAAACGCACACAAUCUAACGCGGCCGAAGUCAGCAUCUACAAGAGUCUUGCCAGGCUGGACCGACUAAAGUCACUAUUUCUCAUCCUCGACUGCUCCGACUGGCGGGUCUCUCGGGACAGCACCUACGGUCCCGAUCCUUCAUUUGACGAAGAUGAUCGCGAGUCUUGGUCGUUUAAUGUGAAACGAGGCGAUAUCCGGGUGGGCUUGAUAAACAGUGCCGUCGACGAGACGCUGGCGCGGGCGAUAUGGGGCACGAUUUGCCAGCACAAGGUCGGCAGACGGCUGGAGUCACUCAGGCUGUGGACCACCGGCGGCGGCGUGUUUGGCAACGACCGGCAGGAAGCCCCGAGCUUAUUCACGAGCCUGAGCCGUUCGUGGUCGAUCACCCGGCUUCCCAGGGAUGACAUGGAGGUUAUCAGUGUCGAGGAGCUGGGUAGAUUCGGGAGGGAGGCCAGCGAGAAGGAGCAUCUGGAAAAGGAGAGACGAUGGAAGAGGGUUCAGAUGUCCGCCCCCAAUAACACGACUGGGCCGGCGACAAUAGAAGAGAAUCAGGGGGGUGCGAAGAAGCCAUCAGCGCAGCUAACAGAUUCGGAGCUGGAUGCUGUCGAAUUAGACACAGAGGCCAUGCGGCUCUUCCGUCGCAUCUGGCCCCGUACUGAGAAUGGCAAGGGCUGGUGCGAGGAAUGGACAAGUUUCCCUCUCCAAAUUUAG
Clonostachys rhizophaga is the source of this 2112-nucleotide messenger RNA. The record is from the annotation of a GenBank genome assembly. Lineage: Eukaryota; Fungi; Ascomycota; Sordariomycetes; Hypocreales; Bionectriaceae.